UUAAUUUACCAGCAAAUUCCCUAUAUAUAUAACUAAUCACAUACAUAAAUAUACAACUAAUCAUAUUGUCCAGCUCAUUUACGUAUUCUCUCUUAAGAUCUCAUCAACCAUGUCUUACGCUUAUCUUUUCAAGUAUAUCAUUAUCGGCGAUACCGGAGUCGGAAAAUCAUGUCUUCUGUUGCAAUUUACGGACAAACGAUUUCAACCAGUCCAUGACUUGACCAUUGGAGUUGAAUUUGGAGCUAGAAUGAUUACGAUAGACAACAAACCAAUAAAACUACAGAUCUGGGACACGGCUGGCCAAGAAUCAUUCAGAUCUAUCACAAGGUCAUACUACAGAGGUGCUGCUGGGGCACUGCUUGUUUAUGAUAUUACCAGGAGGGAAACAUUUAAUCACCUUGCUAGUUGGCUGGAAGAUGCAAGGCAGCAUGCAAAUGCAAACAUGACUAUAAUGCUGAUUGGAAACAAGUGUGAUCUUGCUCACAGAAGAGCAGUAAGCACAGAGGAAGGCGAGCAGUUUGCCAAGGAAAAUGGGUUAAUAUUUAUGGAGGCCUCUGCUAAAACAGCUCAGAAUGUUGAGGAGGCUUUUAUCAGAACGGCCUCCACGAUCUAUAAGAAAAUACAGGAUGGAGUGUUUGAUGUAUCAAAUGAGUCAUAUGGAAUAAAAGUUGGGUAUGGAGGCAUUCCUGGACCAUCAGGUGGAAGAGACGGAGCUGCUUCUCAAGGAGGAGGUUGUUGCAGUUGAAAGCGGAAACAUCAUUCUUCAGAUUCGUUCAUCUCCUGUGGUUAUUUAUUUGUUUCUUUACAUUCUAUGGUAUCUCCAAUUUGUUUGUGUUUAUGUUAAUAUCUGGGCAAAUAUAAGCAACUUUACUUUUAUUGUGACUUGUCUUUAUUCUUUGAUCUCUCCUUGUAAUAUUUGACACCAAAUGUGUAUAAAGUUCUAUAGAUCUUUUGUUUGUGUA
This is a messenger RNA of Lycium ferocissimum, 962 nucleotides long. RefSeq names its product ras-related protein RABB1c. Lineage: Eukaryota; Viridiplantae; Streptophyta; Magnoliopsida; Solanales; Solanaceae. Gene Ontology annotation, cellular component: Golgi apparatus. The record is from RefSeq and is a predicted model, not a curated record. The coding region runs from base 110 to 745 and encodes 211 amino acids. The transcript is spliced from 6 exons. Gene Ontology annotation, molecular function: GTPase activity; GTP binding.